AUGAGAGACGAAAAAGGCGACAUGCUCAAGGGGGCGCACAUGAUUGGCUUCUUCCGGCGGAUCUGCAAGCUGCUGUACCUCAAAAUCAGACCAGUCUUUGUCUUUGAUGGGCCCCCGCCGACUCUGAAGUGGCAGACUUUGCGACUCCGAGCGCAGCAGCGGGCAUCCGAGGAACGCAUACGUCGAAAAGCCGUAGAAAGACUGCUCCGAAAUCAGCUCCAGCAGCAUAUAUUGCGUGCAGCUGGUGCUGCAUCUGGCGCGGCAGCUGGAGCUUCCAACGUCGAAGGGGAAAGGGAGGCGGACGGGCGUCGCGCAGACGAGCCGGCAGUCGCUCCCGAACGUGAGCAGGACCUGCAACAAGACGCUGAGGACGAGGGCUCACAGUCGGAGGAGUCGGUGGCCUCCGCGCAUCCACCGCCGGAAGUGCCAGCUGCAGGCAGCCGCCGCUGGGAGCGCCGCCGUACUCGUAAUGGCACUGUGCCACUACCCUUCCGUGGCUUCAUGGCCAAGCGCCGCGGCGUCUCUGAGGUUGUUGUUCCUGAACUUCCGGAUGAGCCACUCCGAGACAUCUUGCAAGUUCCCGAUCGGCGAAAUGCUAGAGGUCGAAUGCGUCAGCCGGACGAGUGGAAGGCAGUGUAG
Symbiodinium necroappetens is the source of this 639-nucleotide messenger RNA. NCBI's taxonomy places the organism in Eukaryota, Dinophyceae, Suessiales, Symbiodiniaceae. The record is from the annotation of a GenBank genome assembly.